This is a messenger RNA of Neoarius graeffei (lesser salmon catfish), 1416 nucleotides long. Its product is annotated as septin-8-A-like. The transcript has 9 exons. Bases 142 to 1416 code for a protein of 424 amino acids. Gene Ontology annotation, cellular component: microtubule cytoskeleton; septin complex; septin ring. Gene Ontology annotation, biological process: cytoskeleton-dependent cytokinesis. The record is from RefSeq and is a predicted model, not a curated record. NCBI's taxonomy places the organism in Eukaryota, Metazoa, Chordata, Actinopteri, Siluriformes, Ariidae. Gene Ontology annotation, molecular function: molecular adaptor activity; GTP binding; GTPase activity.
CUCGGCACUCACUGUGCUUGCCGUCAUACCUCUGUGGUGCAGGAAGGCUGGGUUCGCGAGGUGAAGAAGGCAGCAUUGCAGGAGGCACUGGAGCAGGAGUGGGAGCUGGAUCAGGAGCAGGAACUGGAUCAGGAGCAGGAGAUGCAGGCAGAGAUGUCAGCUGUGCCAAGGUUUUCCCAAUUUGCUGAAGCAGACAAAAGGACUCUGACUCUCAGCGGCCAUGUUGGAUUUGACAGCCUCCCAGAUCAGCUGGUUAGCAAGUCAGUGUCUCAAGGUUUCUGCUUCAACAUCCUCUGUGUGGGUGAAACUGGGAUUGGAAAAUCAACAUUAAUGAACACUCUAUUUAACACAGUCUUUGAAAAUGAGGAGGCCAGUCACUAUCAAAGUGGUGUGUAUUUACGACCCAAGACAUAUGAGCUGCAGGAGAGCAACGUCGAGCUCAAGCUGACAAUUGUCGACACCGUGGGGUUUGGUGACCAGGUCAAUAAAGAAGAAAGCUGUAAACCCAUCACAGACUACAUUGAUGCCCAGUUUGAGAACUUCCUCCAAGAGGAGCUGAAGAUCAAACGUUCACUCUUUAACUACCAUGACACGAGGAUCCAUGUCUGCCUGUACUUCAUCUCCCCUACAGGCCACUCCCUCAGAUCCCUCGACCUGGUCACCAUGAAGAUGCUAGACAGUAAAGUAAACAUCAUUCCCAUUAUUGCAAAAGCAGACACAAUCUCCAAAUCUGAGCUUCAUAAAUUCAAGGUUAAGAUCAUGAGUGAACUUGUCAGCAAUGGUGUUCAGAUUUACCAGUUUCCCACAGACGAUGAAGCUGUUGCAGAAAUCAACUCCUCCAUGAACGCUCUUCUGCCAUUUGCUGUGGUGGGAAGUGGAGAGGAGGUUAAAGUGGGAAACAAGCUGGUGAGAGCCAGGCAGUACCCAUGGGGAGUGGUACAGGUGGAGAAUGAGAGCCACUGUGAUUUUGUAAAGUUGAGGGAGAUGCUGAUCCGGGUGAACAUGGAGGACCUGCGGGAGCAGACACACACACGCCAUUAUGAGCUGUACCGCCGCUGCAAACUCGAAGAGAUGGGCUUCAAAGACCCCAGCACUGACAUGCAGCCAUUCAGUCUACAGGAAAUGUAUGUGGCUAAAAGGAGAGAGUUUGUCGCAGAGCUGCAGCGCAUGGAGGAGGACAUGCGCCAGAUGUUCGUCGUCAAAGUAAAGGAGACAGAGGCUGAGCUGAAGGAGAGAGAGCGAGAGCUGCAUGAGCGUUUCGAGCGUGUCAAGCAUAUGCACCAGGAGGAGAAGAAGACUUUAGAGGAGAAGCGCAGAGAGCUAGAGGAGGAGAUUAACUCCUUUAACAGGAGGAAGAUGGCGGCUGAAACACUGCAGGCUCUCUCACUCCAGACCUCCAAAGACAAGAAAAGGUGA